Plasmodium berghei ANKA is the source of this 816-nucleotide messenger RNA. Its product is annotated as conserved Plasmodium protein, unknown function. NCBI's taxonomy places the organism in Eukaryota, Apicomplexa, Aconoidasida, Haemosporida, Plasmodiidae. The coding region runs from base 1 to 816 and encodes 271 amino acids. The record is from RefSeq and is a predicted model, not a curated record. The transcript has a single exon.
AUGGAAUUAUUAAAUGUAAAGAAUGAAGAUAAUAUGUCAUUAAGGACAAUGAAAUAUUCAAAUAUCCAAUUUGAAGCAACAAGUGAUAUGUCAUCAAAUAUAGAUUCGUCUUUUUUUUCGGUUGGAGAAAUACCAAAUGAAUUACAAAGUAGUUUUGAUGAUAUUUCAGAUUAUAUAUUAGUUGAUGAAUCAGAUUUAAAAAGGGAAAGAUUAGAAAACACAGGUAGCGAAAGUAACGAUACAGUAGCAACAAAAGAUGGAACAGGAAAAAGAGGAACACAUGCUCAGAUACUUAAGGAAUUAAAAAGUUCAAGUUUUUCUGAAGCUAGUAAAGCUAGUAGUGAUCAAACAAAUAAUAAUGAUAAUAAAAAAAAUGGAUUAUGUAGAACAUUAGGAACAGAGGGUAGAAAAAGAAUGUUAAAAUUAUUAAGAAAAGCUUAUAAAUAUAAUGAAGAAUGUAAAGUUAUUAUGAAAAAUAAAAAUCCACCUUUAUCAAUUAGUUAUUUGCCAUAUUUUAAUUUAUCAAUGUUAUGGCAAUUAGCCGAAGAUUUUGGUGUAUAUAAUGAAGCUUUAAAAAUACAUCGUGAAUGUAUAAAAAAAAGAACUACUAAUGUACGAUUUAAAGGAAAUAAAAAUUCAGGAAAUUAUAAUAUUCAAGAAAUUCCAAAAAAUUCUAAAACUUCAAAAAAUGAAUAUAUGUCUGAUUAUUUAUCAUCAAAUGUUGACACACAAGGUGGUGAAUUUUACGACUCAAUGAAUACUACCAUUCAAGAUGAUGCUCAAGGAAAACGAAAAAGAAAAAAAAAUACAUUUUAA